Molecule: messenger RNA, 1393 nt
Organism: Camelina sativa (false flax)
Lineage: Eukaryota; Viridiplantae; Streptophyta; Magnoliopsida; Brassicales; Brassicaceae
Product: F-box protein At5g50450
Molecular function (GO): protein binding
Source: RefSeq, a predicted model, not a curated record
UUUCUUAAUCACGACUUGUAUACAUGUAAACAAAAAAACCUGUGUGCCUGCCUAUAAAUGUACACUAGUAUCUCCCUUCCUUUUGUGAUUCUCUCCUCUCAAAUCUUUUAACCACAACCCAACAAAUCAAAAAACUCAAAAUCUUUCUUCCAUGACGAUGACGACGACGCAUCUCAACAAAAAACCAAGGUUAGAGAACAACACACUAGUCAACCAUUUCGACGACUUACCUGACGAUCUCAUCAUCUCUAUCCUCUGUAAACUCUCUUCCUCCGCUUCUUCUCCUUCCGAUUUCCUCACCGUUCUCCCCACAUGCAAGAGAUUGAAUCGGUUAGCGUUACAUCCUCUGGUUUUAUCAAAAGCCGGUACUCAAACCUUAGCCGUUACGGCGGAGAAAUGGUCCGAUUCUGCUCACGCUUUCCUCAAACUCUGCGCUAAUGCCGGAAACGCCGACGCUUGCUACGCCCUCGGAAUGAUCCGAUUUUACUGUCUUCAAAACCAUGGGAGCGGCGCGUCGUUUAUGGCUAAAGCGGCCAUUCAAUCUCACGCGCCGGCGCUUUACGCGUUAGCGGUGAUUCAGUUCAACGGAAGCGGCGGUUCAAAAACCGAUAAGAAUCUACGCGCCGGGGUAGCUCUCUGCGCCCGUUCCGCUUACGUAGGCUACGUCGAUGCGCUUCGUGAGCUCGGUCACUGUCUCCAAGACGGUUACGGCGUCCCUCGUAACGUCUCUGAAGGUCGUAGGUUUUUGAUUCAAGCCAAUGCGCGUGAGUUCGCGUGUUCUCUACGCUCUUACAUCUCUCUCAAAUCCGAGGAGGGAGACGAGGAGAUGUUGUUGACCGAUCUGAGCGCUGUUCCGGUUCAUGAGAUUCAUCCGGUUAACCGGUUUUUGAAAGAGUGGUUUGGUCCGGGUCGUGUUGGUUUAGCGGAAGGGUUGAGGAUGUGUUCGCAUGACGGUUGCGGGAGGCCCGAGACUCGUGCUCAUGAGUUUAGGAGGUGCUCUGUUUGCGGGAAGGUUAAUUAUUGUUCGCGUGGAUGUCAAGCGUUGGAUUGGAGAGUUAAGCAUAAGAUGGAAUGUACGCCGUUGGAUCUUUGGGUUGCGGCGGCGGCGGCGGCUGUGGCGAUGGAGGAGAUUGGUGGCGACGGUGAAGCGGUGGUCAUUGAUGAUGAUGCUGAUGAUAAUCAUGCGGAGCGGUAACCGUCUCUCUUUGACCGUUGAGUUUUUUAUUUUUAUUUUUUUAGAAUCCUUUUAAGCUUUUUUCUGUCUUUUUCUUUUUUAUUCUCUUUUCUUAAUUAAAUUUAGUUUGGAGUUUGGACUAAUGGCGUUUCUGAGUUCCCUAAUACUACUGACAUGACAUGUUACUUUUUAACAAUAUGGUAUAUUUUAAUUUGCAUA